AUGAAGAAUGCGGCCCCAGCAUCCUCCACCGCAAGACUCUAUAAAACCGCAGCAGCAACAGCAGCAGCAGCAGCAACAGCAGCAGCAGCAACAGCAGCAAUAGCAACAGCAGCAGCAGCAGCAGCAACAGCAGCUGCUGCUGCUGCUGCGCAUGCCACGGUUGUAGUGGUGCAGGAGAUAUCCGGCAGUGUCGCCUUAGCAGCAGCUGCUGCUGCUGCAGCAGCUGCAGCAGCAGCUGCAGCAGCAGCAACUGCAGCAGCAGAAGCUACAGCAGCAGCUGCAGAAGCAGCAGCAGCAGCUGCAGCAGCAGCGCUGCUGCGCAUGCCACGGUUGUAG
This is a messenger RNA of Eimeria mitis, 336 nucleotides long. RefSeq lists its product as uncharacterized. Bases 1 to 336 code for a protein of 111 amino acids. Gene Ontology annotation, molecular function: ice binding. The record is from RefSeq and is a predicted model, not a curated record. Lineage: Eukaryota; Apicomplexa; Conoidasida; Eucoccidiorida; Eimeriidae. The transcript has 2 exons.